AUGGCCCAUCUCGCGUUGCCUAUCGAGAUUUAUGAGCACAUAUUUCAACUCCUUGUACCAUCGCCAACAGAAGAUGCCGACGUCUUUGCUCUGGCACAAUGUGCAGCAACAAGCUCGUUCAUGCGGUCCAUCGCUACUGCGAACCUGGUGUGGAUGGCGCACUAUCAAGUGCGCUACCUCGCGAGCAAUCCGAUCAAAGAAACGGAGAGGAUUGCAGCCUGCAAUGGCAGCUACUUCAAGCUUUACCGGAUGCGACGGCUGCUCGAUAGGAGGGCGCUGGAUACCCUCCAGGAUGCUAUCUACCGGAAGCAAGGCCGAUGUACCACGGGACGCCUAUUCGCCUACGAUCUUGGGAUAGACGUCCAUGACGUGCUCCGUACCCAAUCGGUAAUGCGAUGGCCAAGAAAUAUAGCCAAAACUGACGAGCCGGCGCUCGAUUCCUUGACGCUGGACUGGAUUGCCAGGCCGUAUUGGGCAAGAGAGGCGAUGACGGUUAUUACGAAGUUGGAGGCGUUGCGGCUCUGGAGGAAGGUGGUUGUACAACCGCAGUAUGUGAGUUUUGCGGAGGGGUUUGCGGCUUUCAGUGGGUUUAGGGGUGUUAGUCCACAACAGGUAAUCAAAGACCUCAAUGCGCUAUGUAAACGUUGCGAAUCACACUUGCGAGCGAAGGGCGUCAGUCUUGAGAGUGGACUGGAGGACUAUGAUGUGGUGAAUAUCUCCAACGAGAUAUGUUUGUGGAUGCGUGAAGAGGGUUUUCGGCUUGCCGCAGGCGUCGACUAUCACCGGAUGGAGAACCACUUCCUUGACUGUGUGAUCACCACACACCGAGAUACGCUACCCCUCUCGCUAGUCGUCAUUUUCGUCUCUCUCGCUAGGCAUCUCGGUGUCGAAGCUCAUCCAGUCGGCUUUCCUCAACACGUGCACGUCCUUGUGCGCGGACAUGUACCGUCCACAAGUCGAUUCUUCUUCCCUGGUUUCCCCGAACGAGGCGAGGAGUACAUCCAUCUCGACAUUGCUAAGUCUGACGAGCGGCUGGUCCUCCCCCGAUCGCACUUGAUUAGUAUACUGGAGGGUAUGGGCGUCACAAACUCGGUCCAGCAGGGGCAGUUGCUCCAGCCUGCGAACGUUCGGGAUAUGUGUGGGCGAGCCGGGAGCAACGUCCAACAUUCCUUCCAUACCGAACUGGAAGCACUUGCUAAUCCCAACGGCCCGAGAUACUCGUACAUACGGGAUUGCGUGCAUGCAGCUAUGAGCGCAUUCGUCAUGCUCUCCACUCCAGGCACGAGGGGAGCUACGACCAUGCUAAUGCACAUGCUGAACUAUGUCGAAGACGCACAUAGGCUUGACUGGUGUCUCAUGCAAUACGAGGUCUUCCCGAACGACGUUGGCCAUCACACGAACGAUGUAGGAGCGGUGCAAGUUCGGGACCAGCUCAUCCACAUGUACGAGCUUCAGGAGACGAACGAGCUUCAGGCGAAACGAGAUGCCGACAGUAUGCCCCUGGCCGUAGACGGCACGAAUGUCGAAUUCCACGUGGGGACACUCAUGCGCCAUGCCAAGUUUGCAUACAUAGGCGUCAUCGCCGACUGGAAUACGAAAUGUCACCAGCCUGAACAGUGGAUGCGUGAGAUGGGGGUAGAUAUGCUCUCUCGAGGCCGGAACCAGCCGUUCUAUACCGUAUUUGCUAUGGACGGUACUGUGCGAUACGUGGCAGAGGAGAACGUGGAGGUUCACACUCUCCCGAGCGAUACGUGGGGUACGAUCCGGGAGCUGCUUAUGAACGCGAAGAAUAUAGAGAUGCAUUUUGACCGAGCUGAAGUGGGGAAGAACGGAGUGGGGAAGUUCAUCAUGGGUGCGGAUCUGCGACGAGAGUUUCCGGGUGACGUCCUCCUCGCGCAGAAAGAAUUGGGUGAGCUACAGCUGUUUAUCCUCGCGAAGACAGAACAAUCAGUAGUUGUUCCUCCCGGUGUUACCCAUCCCACUGCCCCCUGGAAGCCGCCCUGGCCCGUCCCGCCCUGGCCGCCCAUUCCUCCACCGCCCAAGCCACCUGUAUCAGAGCCCGUACCGCCACUGCCGUACCCCGAGUCGCCCUGGUUCCCAUAA
Messenger RNA from Dacryopinax primogenitus, 2103 nucleotides. RefSeq lists its product as uncharacterized. The record is from RefSeq and is a predicted model, not a curated record. Gene Ontology annotation, molecular function: DNA binding; protein binding. The transcript is spliced from 7 exons. Lineage: Eukaryota; Fungi; Basidiomycota; Dacrymycetes; Dacrymycetales; Dacrymycetaceae. The coding region runs from base 1 to 2103 and encodes 700 amino acids.